Messenger RNA from Ruditapes philippinarum (Manila clam), 1140 nucleotides. RefSeq lists its product as uncharacterized. NCBI's taxonomy places the organism in Eukaryota, Metazoa, Mollusca, Bivalvia, Venerida, Veneridae. The record is from RefSeq and is a predicted model, not a curated record.
UUACAGGCUGUAGUUCAUGGUCAACACCCUAAUUCAACAAUUAAAUACCUAAAUCCACAUGAAAAGGUUACUGUCAGUACGUUGUCUGAGAGUAACAUUUUACAAAAUGCUGUAACAGAAUCUGCGCCUGAAGACAAAUCAGGAAGCACAUUUGGAGAAUUAAAAUAUACCAAAAACGACGUGAAAAGCCAAAACAAAGUAACUACCGACUCGGUAUCACUUGAAGAAAGUACUGUUAACGGUAGAUCAGAGGUUAAGACUAAUAUAAAGCAAACUACUUCUGUUGGAGUACAACAUAUCAAUAUAGACAAAACAACUCGUCUACCAAAACCAAUUCAUUUUCCAGGAGAUCAUGCGGAUAUGUAUUCGAACAGCUUAUUUCUGCAGGGUCACGUGUUCGGGUUGCGUGAUGACCUCAUAAACAUGAUCCAUAUGUCAUUGUCGUCUGGCAACACCUUUAUUCCUGUUGAGGCUCUCAGAGUAGAUCCAUUAGAAAGUUCAUUCGAAGAAAUGGGUUACGAAGGGGAAAAAUACACUCAGAUCCGGUAUGUGGUAAGCUACAACGGUCAGCCAAUCCAUACUGAAGUUAUUACAAGGUUAAUGAGCUCGCCAAAAGUUUCUCAUCAUUUCAAAAAGCAACUUGAUGGCAGGCAACUUCGUGAAUACAAGGCAGCUAAAUCAAUUAAAAAGGAGACAUGGACACAUAAACAUCUUGUUGCCAUUGUUGUACCAUCAUGUGUUGCUUUUGUUAUCAUUCUUGCGGUCGUAUUUGCUGUUGCAAGAAAAAGACGUGUAGCAACAUCAAAGAUGAUGGAGCAGAAAAAGAAAUCUUGUAAAUCUAAUGUUGUGUCUGACAAGAAGUGUCCACCACCACCACCGUACAGUGUUGUUAACCCUGCCUAUAACUUUGAAACAAAUGCUGUCAUGGAAGGCUAUACUGAGCCGUAAAAGUAGCGGCGAAAUUCAGACUUUGUAUGAUAAUGUUCAAAUCCUUGUUAUUUGUUUUAAAAUUUUAUGUACGUUCUAAAAACUUCUUAUGUAUAUCAAACCCCAUGCCAUGCAUCUUACAAACAGUCGAAUGAUAAUUUAGGCACAUUAUGCCUAAGAAAUAAAUAAUUUUUACUUCUUUAGAAAUGUCAA